Molecule: messenger RNA, 1048 nt
Organism: Gracilinanus agilis (Agile Gracile Mouse Opossum)
Lineage: Eukaryota; Metazoa; Chordata; Mammalia; Didelphimorphia; Didelphidae
Gene: MCTS1
Product: MCTS1 re-initiation and release factor
Exons: 6
Coding region: 1-573 (190 amino acids)
Biological process (GO): formation of translation preinitiation complex
Molecular function (GO): RNA binding
Source: RefSeq, a predicted model, not a curated record
AUGAAGCGCAGAGAAGUGGAGGAAGAAAUUGGAAUCCUAUUUGAUGAAAAGGAGAGUGUAAUAAACUGUAUCCAGCUGAAAAACUCAGUUAUCAAGGGCAUUAAGAACCAACUGACAAGUCUCUUUCCAGAGAUUAAACCAUGGCUUAACCAAAUUAUUCCAAAGAAAGACCUCAUCAAAAUUGUCCGCUGCCAUGAACAUAUUGAAAUCCUCACUGUAAAUGGAGAAUUACUGUUUUUCAGGCAAAGAGAAGGACCUUUUCUUCCAACACUAAGAUUACUCCAUAAAUAUCCUUUUAUUCUUCCACACCAGCAAGUUGAUAAAGGAGCCAUCAAAUAUGUACUAAGUGGAGCAAACAUUAUGUGUCCAGGCUUAACUUCUCCAGGAGCCAAGCUUUCCCCAGCUGAAGCUGACACUAUUGUUGCCGUAAUGGCAGAAGGAAAACAACAUGCACUCUCUGUUGGUAUCAUGAAGAUGUCUUCAGAAGAAAUCAAGAAAGUCAACAAAGGGAUUGGUAUUGAAAAUGUCCAUUAUUUAAAUGAUGGCCUUUGGCACAUGAAGACAUAUAAGUGAGCUUCCAAAGAAAAGCACUUAGCCUGAACUUGGGCUGUUCGAUCAUUCUGUUUUACCUGUUAAUGAAUUAAAAACUAUUGUUCUCUGUGUUUAAUAAAUUAAGCAGAUGGUAAAAUCCCAUGAGCAUUACUCAUUUUCAUGUGUUCUUUUCAUCUUUUCAUCAGGUUAUUAUUGGUUAAACAUUGAUUUUUUUUCAGUUUAGCUUCCCCCACAAAACAACCCUAAUUUCUUUCUUGAACUCCAGUCCUACAUCUUCACUGGAUAUUUGGUAUCUCAACUCACCAUGAAACUCAUUCUACAUCCCCCCAUAACCCAUCCUUUCUCCUAACUUUGCCAUUUCCUAAACUGAUAAUAACUUUCCCAAAGUGUUGAAGGCACUUCCAUCCUCCCAGGCACUCAGCUUCACAAUCUCAAGGUCUUCCAUGACUCUCCCUCCCUAACACCCUUUAUCCAACCAGCUGGCAAGGCUUCACAA